AGAAGCCUGCCCACUGCAGAACCGAGCCUGUCCCUCCUUUGGAAUCGCCCAGGGUCGACGGGGGAUACGGCCGAUCCCGGGCUGGCAUAGCCCCGUUUCUCCCCCUCCCACCCUCCGUCUGCAUCUCGCCUCCUAUUCCGCCCUGGCUCUGGCUGGGCUCUGCUUGUUUGUGUGCGCCGCGCUGCGCCGCGCCACGGCCGGGGAGGAUGCGCCUUGUUCCAGCGGCGGCGGUGGUGGCGGCAGCUGCUGCUGCUGCUGCUGCUCGUGUCCGGGGAGCGCGGUGAUUAGCCAGAUGGGGACCGGCCUGCCCGGCUGACGGAGCGGGGGAGGAGCAGGCGCUUUUGUUGCCGCUGCAGCCGCUGGAUCGCCCGUUGCAAAAGGAGAGGCGAGGCGAGGCGCCCCGGAGAGGGACUAGCUGUACAUUACCCCAAGAUACGUGCCAUCAUGGCUUGCCUGCACGAGACCCGCACACCUUCCCCCUCUUUUGGCAGUUUCAACACUAUCUUGACGGAGAGUUCCCUACGGAAGUUGGAUCCAGAUGCCUCGGACUGCACCCCUGAGAAGGACUUGACGCCGACACAAUGUGUGUUGCGAGAUGUCUUGCCCAUAGAUGGGAGUGGAGGUGGAGGUGGUGGACACAGUCCCACUCCCAGCGAGGAGACCCACGAACAGUUUGCCAACAGCGUGCUGCAGCUCCACGAGAAUGAAGCUGGUAGUGGGGGAGGGGGCGGAGCUGGCGCAGGAGCUGGAGUUGGGAAUCCUGAAGUCCGGCCCACCCGCUACCAUGCUGACCAAGUACGGAUCCACUGCCAGACAGGGAGUGGCUUUCUGGAAGGGCUUUUUGGUUGCCUCAAACCAGUCUGGACCAUGAUUGGCAAAGCAUAUUCCACCGAACACAAACAGCAGCAGGAAGACCCGUGGGAGGUACCCUUUGAAGAGAUCAUGGACUUGCAAUGGGUAGGCAGUGGGGCACAAGGUGCUGUCUUCCUGGGACGCUUCCAUGGGGAGGAAGUUGCAGUCAAGAAGGUGCGAGACCUCAAGGAGACGGAUAUCAAACAUUUGAGGAAACUCAAGCAUCCCAACAUCAUCACCUUCAAGGGUGUGUGCACCCAGGCUCCCUGUUACUGCAUCAUCAUGGAAUUCUGUGCCCAGGGCCAACUCUAUGAGGUGCUACGUGCUGGACGCAAAGUCACUCCCUCGCUGUUGGUGGACUGGUCCAUGGGCAUCGCUGGUGGCAUGAACUACCUGCACCUCCAUAAGAUCAUCCACCGAGACCUCAAGUCACCCAACAUGCUGAUCACAUAUGAUGAUGUGGUGAAGAUCUCCGACUUUGGCACCUCCAAAGAGCUCAGUGACAAGAGCACCAAGAUGUCUUUUGCUGGCACCGUGGCCUGGAUGGCCCCUGAAGUGAUUCGGAAUGAGCCUGUUUCUGAGAAGGUUGACAUCUGGUCCUUUGGGGUCGUUCUCUGGGAGUUGCUGACCGGAGAGAUUCCUUACAAGGAUGUGGACUCCUCAGCCAUCAUCUGGGGAGUGGGCAGUAAUAGCCUCCACCUACCUGUGCCUACCAGUUGCCCAGAUGGCUUCAAGAUUCUGCUGAGGCAAUGCUGGAAUAGCAAACCUCGGAAUCGCCCAUCUUUCCGUCAGAUCCUGCUGCACCUUGACAUCGCCUCUGCUGACGUGCUGUCCACACCGCAAGAAACCUACUUCAAAUCCCAGGCUGAAUGGCGAGAAGAAGUGAAGCUCCAUUUCGAAAAGAUCAAAUCGGAGGGGACAUGUCUACACCGUUUGGAAGAGGAGUUGAUCCACCGGAGGCGAGAAGAACUCAGGCAUGCCUUGGACAUCCGGGAGCACUACGAACGUAAAUUGGAACGGGCCAACAAUCUUUAUAUGGAGCUCAAUUCCCUCAUGCUACAGUUGGAGCUGAAGGAGAAAGAGCUGCUUCGGCGAGAGCAAGCGUUAGAGAAGAAAUAUCCCGGACUUUUUAAGCAUCAUCCAUCCCGCAGUCUCCUGCAUGGCAACACAGUGGAGAAACUGAUCAAGAAGAGGAAUGUGCCACAAAAGCUCUCUCCUCACAGCAAAAGGCCGGACAUUCUAAAGACGGAGGUCAUCCUGGACCCCAGCCUGCCUCAGCUCGCCAUCCCCGUGUGCCAGAAAGGGCCCCCGUCCCCUGGGCGUAGCCGCCGUACUAAAUCACGCUACCGCAAGGUCAGCACACGGGGCAGCUGUGGGGAGUUGGCCGAUCCCGGAGGAGCCAAGCGCCUGGAGCCCUGCACGGCCCUCCGAGGGCUCCAGCAUGACCUGCUGCUGCGCAAGAUGUCGUCUUCCAGUCCUGACCUCAUUUCCACAACGUUGGGAGCCGAGGGCCGCAAAGGGGCAGCGGGGCCAGAAUCCCCACCGGCGGAGCAGCCCCGCAGCGAGACGCCCAGCGAAGACACUGCCUCGGUGCCUUGCUCCAGCAGCCCCGACUCACCUUCUUCUCGACAGGGGGCAGUGGGGCCGCCAGGAAAGGCAAGGCUUCAGCCUGGCGAGGAGGCAGAACGGGAACAGGGCAAGGGCAGCCGCUCAGGGGCCCCACAGCAGUCUCAGCACCUCACACCAGCGGCUAUGUUGUACCGGGCAGCUGUUACCCGCAGCCAGAAACGUGGUAUCUCCUCAGAGGAAGAAGAGGGCGAAGUGGACAGUGAAGUUGAGCUCCCUCUCCGGCAAAGGUGGCCUCAGGCUAGGAGCAAACGGCAAUCUCUCUCCACCUUCAGCUCCGAGAACUUCUCAGAUGGGGAUGGUGAGGAGGGCACUGGCAGUGAGGGCACCACAGCUUCCCACAGUGGUGGCACCCCAGAUGUGCCCAGUACCAAUACAGAUGAACGCCUGGAUGCCGAGCGCUCAGAUGACGACAUUCUGGGGAACUCUGAUGGGUUGUCCGAAAAGGAAGCCGUCAUUCAGCUUGUGAAACGGCAGCUCAGUGCUGAGCAGAAUGCUGGAGAGGAUCCUGCCGCCUAUGAAGACUCGGAUUGCGAUAGUGCCGAACUGGACAAUUCAGGCAGUGGGGAGGUGCAGAGACUUCCAGACAUACCGAAUUUGUGAUCUCCACUGCUUGGGUUUCCUUUCCCAGGUUGUACAGUUCCCUCUUCCCUUCUCGGCCACCCUGCACCACCACCACCUUCUCCCCAGAUAUUUAUAUAAAUAAUUAUAAAGCUCUAUAUAAAUCUAUAUUAUCUCAUAAUCUCUGGAAAGAGAGCCAGCACACCUCAUUCCUCUCCUCAGUUCCUGUUCCCACAUUUUCUCUGACCAGUUGGGGGUGGGGGAGGUCAAGAGUCUCACCUUAUUAUCAGGGCUCACUGCAUUCAACGCUGGACAGCUGGAAUGGAGGCAGCGACCGAACGGACCCUCCUCAUGGCCCCACAGUUCACCACUUGCUCUACCCACAGGAAGGCACUGAUUCCUUCCAUUUUGCUUCCUCCAAAGUCCCGAAUGGUUUGGGAAUUCAGGAGAAGAUCAGCCAGGCCUGAUGGGCCACCAAUGCCCAAGGGAUGAAGAGAAGAGCCAGAGGCGGCAUGGGCUAAGAAACGGUGCUUUCAUCUGCCAAUGGAAAUGACAACGGUGCACCAGCAGGGCUGCAGGUCCCAGCUCAGCCUCUUGACUGGAUGAUGUACAUCACCACCACCACGUCCUGAGGGCUUAACCAGACUGUCUCUGAGAUGGACUUGAUGCAUGUUUGGGCCGUAGUCAGCACGGAACUAUUGUCCCAAUGGACAGCUUGAAAAUGAGCCAUUUCCAUCACCUUUCUGCCCUUGUAGCUGUUCUUGGAAGCAACAACAACAAGACUUGAAGGCCUCAACUCCCUCCCAGGCCCCAUGUCUCUUCCCAGUACGUCAUCCUCACCUUCUCCGCAUCCAAUCAUUCUGCAGAAAAACACACACACACACACACACACACACACACACACACACACAGGCUUUCCUACCUUUUGAGAAGGCCCACUCCUUAGGUUGGGAUGGGGAAAGUGGCCCUCUUCUGCUCUCUGCUGGCACCAACAUGCACUGCACUUUUUUUGUGCUUGGUUUAUUUAUUUAUUUAUUUAUUUAAUUAAUUUAUUAUGAGAAAUGUUUACAUUUGCACUUAUUGUGUGUCCCGUCUGAGGGAGGAAGCCAGGGAAGGGGAAGGAAAGGGGGCAGGAAGCGGGAUUUGACAUUUCCGGCCCAUUUACGUUGAGAUGCUGCAAUGCCUAAAAAGAGAAAUGGGGAGUUCCUUGAGUUUACACUUGUGUGGAGAAAACCAAAACCAAACCACCCAGGUCCUCUUGGUUUCUCAGGUGAAAAUCUUGGCUUGGAGAAUCAUUUUAUGUUAUUGCCCCCUUUGCAAUUCAUUUGUUGCUUAGAGGUGUACGGUUAAACCCCAGGGAUGUGAGAGUCUAGGUCGGACUCAGGCUAAGUGCAAGUGUGGGCAUAAACUUAUUCAGAAACAUUUUUCUCCCAGUGGAAGACUUGCAGGAAAAGCACAGCCACCAAAUAAAUAUAUAUUUGGUGGCUCUGCAACAUAUAUAUAUGUUGGAACCAAUGCAACUCUUUCCCCAUUGCAACCAACCAGCUUUUGCUGGAAAGAGAGGCUCUCGAAAAUUAUUGUCGAAGGAAGUCUUAUGAGGGGCAAUUGGCUGUCUGCAUGAUACAUUGGCUGUUUCUGUUGCCUCUAUGGCAGGAAAGUGUUGGAUUGCAUUCAACCCUCAGGUGCCCAGGUGCUGGCCCUUUUCAAAGAGGCCAAGAUCUUAGGUGCACAAGAUGCUGUUCUUGCAGCAUGUUUGAUGCCUGUUUAUCCAUAUAGCCACAGGUGCUCCUUUCGCAUGAAAGAGGACGCUCAGUAACCCUAGGGGAGAAUAUACUGCAAUCGGACACAAGCUUGGCGUAGAGGUUUAAUUGCCUACGUUUUGAAUGUUCCUCAGCAUCCCAUAUUUCUGGUAACAAGCCCUCCCCAGACAAAAGUUGCAUUGCUUCCUGGGAAAAUUGCAUACUAAUAAUCUGCCAGUCAAGGUUGAUGGGGCUAGGUCAAGCAAUUUAUAUCGUAAAGCAGUUUCCUGCCAAGUCAGACACUGUUACUGAAUAUCUUCUGAAAUAUUGAAAAAUGUGUCGGGAAAUCUCCCCUGGUUAUCAACGCAGGCUCUCAAACCCUAUUCAUGCAGUACCACUACUUUAGGAAAAAAAGUCUCCUUUGUGUCAAGCUUGACUCAUGGCAACUUCUUAGUUACAUCUGGGCAGGGUUGUGUUAUUGUUCUUUUUUGGCAACAAAAGGGAAAUAAUUUGCCAUUGUCUUCUGGGGGUCUAUAAAUGUUUUACUUUCCAGACUAGUCUAUACUCUGGUGGAUUCCUGGUGAAUUCCCUGGUGGACUCCUGUUCAAAUACUAAUCAGAUUUCAUGCUAUUUUUGGAGAUCAUCUUUUGGCCUCUGCAAUAUUUUUUUUCUCUUGUUUGGUCCUACACUUAAUCUUGAAAUAAUCCACACCUUCGCUAGGCUAAGAAGGAUCAUACCAAAAUACUCCUUUUUCAUAACCUUAAAGGCAUGAUAGAAGUUCUAGGGUGCCGUAAUUGUCACUAAAUUUUAUGCAAUUACUGUUUUAACACUAAAAAAAAAGAAACCACGGUGUAAAGUUUUGAUGCAGAAUUUAUUCUCAGGGCUACCAUAUCUGUGCUGCAAAAAUCUGGAUGACCAUUUUUUACAUGGCAGCAGAGAAAUGCAGCCUAAAUAUGGAGACCUAAAAGAAAUUUUACUGCUGUUCAGGGAAAAUUGUCAACUGUUUAACCCUGAAUUGUGGUGAAAUGCACAGCACAAGCGAAGUGCUUGAACGUUUAUCAAACUUUGAUUAUAUUUUCUCAGCUGGAAAGUGGAGGGUCAGCUUUCUGAUCCUAAAUAAGGCUCCCUUGUCCGAUUUUCUCAAUAAGACAAGAAAGGCAAUCAAAAUUCUUAAAACGCUUUAAUUUCUUUAGCUUAAGAAAAAUAGGGUAACAUGGCAGAAGACGCACCCAAAAAGAAUUUGAUAGCCCCCUUUAAAAAGCCAGUCCUUGCAAUAAUGGGAGCAGCAGGGUUCAUAGGCUGUUACAAGUCCUGCAUCUGUGAAGCAGGGGUGUGUGAAUAGGGGGUGAAAGCAGACAGUCUAACUGGCAGAGAAGUUACUUGGUCUGUUCCUUAGGACUUCACAGGCUGGAAUAAGGGAUGAUAUCUGGGCUGCAAAACUCCACAUUAGCAUCACAUGGCAACAAUACCCUUCAAGCAAAGGACUAAUGAAAAUGUUCUCUGUUCAGUCAUCCAGGCCUGGGCCCUUAUUGUGAAUCCUGUGCACUGGGUUUUUUCCAAAAAAAGCCCACUAGCUAAAAGAACAAUCUAAAUUUUAACUCUUGCUUUUUCUAUACUUGAUGAACACAAGCACGACCAGCAACUCUGUUGCCAAGUGAAAUGGUCAUUAAGCAAAAUAUCAUGUGACUUCGCAGACCCUACAAUGCCACUUCCACCCUAGUCAUUAAGCAAAUCACCUGCACUCAUUAAGCAAGGUGUUUGCAUGAUCGCAACUUGCGAUUUUACUGCAGGCCAGCCGUGAAGCACACAAAUGAUAAUCACGUGACUAUGGGAUGCUGCAAUGGUCAUCGGUGUGAGAACCGGUCACAAUAUUACUUUUUCAGCACCAUCAUCACUUCAGUCUUUAAACAGGACACAGUAAGCGAGGACUACCUGUAAGAGCCAUGGUGGGACAGUGGUUAGAAUGCAGCAUUGCAGGCUAAUUCUGCUGAUCGAAGUUCGGCAGUUCAAAUCUCACCAGGCUCAAGUUUGACUCAGCCUUCCAUCCUUCCGAGGUGGGUAAAAUGAGGACCCAAAUUAUUGGGGCAAUAGGCUGACUCUAUAAAGCGCUUAGAGAGGGGCUAUAAAGCACUAUGAAGCAGUAUAUAAGUCUAAGUGCUAUUGCUAUAGGAAGUAUCAAGCCAAGCGUGACUCCUGCAGAGUACUCUGGAGCAGGGGUCCUCAACCCCUGGGCCAAAGACCGGUACUGGUCUGUGGCCUGUUAGGAACUGGGCCACACACCUGGAGGUGAGUGGUGGGAGAGCAGGCAAAGCUUUAUCUGUACAGGUAGUCCUCGAAUUAUAGCAGUUCAUUUAGUGACCAUUCAAAGUUACACCAGAAAAAAAGUGACUUAUGAUCAUUUUUCACUUACGACUGUUUCAGCAUCCCCAUAGUCACAUAAAAAUUCAGAUGCUUGGCGACCAACUCAUAUUUAUGAAAAUUGCAGUGUUGAGGUCAUGUGAUCCCUUUUUGCAACCAUCUGACAAGCAAUGAGGAAGCCAGAUUCACUUAGCGACAGUGUUAGUAAUUUAACAACUGCAGUGAUUCACUUAACAACUGUGGCAAGAAAGAGCGUAAAAUGGGGCAAAGUUUUACAAAUGUUUCACUUAGCUCAAGUGUGGUCGUAAGUCAAGGACUACCUGUAUUUACAGCUGUUCUCCAGUUCCACCUCAGAUCAUCAGGCAUUAGAAUCUUAUAGGAGCGCAAACCCUACUAUAAAUUGCACAUGUGAGGAGGGAUCUACGUUGUGUGUUCUUCCUCCUCCCCCUCACCGCCCCCAUCGCGGAAAAAUUGUCUUCCACAAAACCAGUCCCUGGUGCCAAAUAGGUUGGGGACUGCUGUUUUAGAGAAGCAUUUGUCAGUGCUUUCUUCCAUGAUGUUUUCCAGUUUCCCAUUUUGAGAGUCUAAAGUUUUCCUGGAAAGCAUCCAUCCAAACACUAACCAGAACUGCUUAGCUUCGGAACCCAAACAAGAUCAGGCAAAUGGUGCCAUCUGCUGAAAAGCAAGAAAUAUAGCAGAGCCAAUAAAUGAAUCUCUUUUGACCACUGGCAGCUCCCAGUGAAUUCACAUUCAGCAGUACAGAAACGUUCCAGCCAUGGACAGAGGCAGACACUCCCUGGGCAAUACUAAAAUCAAAUUCUAGCUUCCUAGCUCUACAGGAGAUCCAUCAGCUAAAAUGGUAAUAACCUUAGAAGCAGGAGAACCAAGAUUAAGACUGAUGGAGAAUGAUGGAAGGGAAGAUGUGAAAUUGCAUGUCUAGCUGCUUCUCUAGCCUUUCAAAUAAAAAUUCCUGACUGAAGAAAUUUAUCAUACUCGAUGAAAGUGAGAAACCACCAUUCUUCCUUGUGCCUCCCUCUCUCCUGACUAGCCCAAACAGGAGGUUUAACUUUGGAGAAUGUUUUAAGAAUUUGCACAUAAUUUAGAGCUCCAUGUUUACAUUUCCUUUGUGCAGAAGGGGCCAGCAUGGGUCAUUUUGUGUUCCCUAAGCAUCUACCCAAAAGAUCUUGUGGCAAAACUCCAGAGAGAAAACAGACUGUCUUCCAAGCAUUGUUUUCUGAAGUCUCCUUGGCAAGACUUCAGGUAUAAAUUUCUAAGCAAAAUUAAAAGGGCCCACUGUUGACUUAAUUUAAUGUUUCUUGUCGAUACUUCUUAAAAAUACUUUAAAAAGUAACAGUAUGGCAGGAGUUAGGGAAACUCUUUUUUUUAACUUUCCCAUUACUUCAGCAUGAUAGGCAUUUUUCUAUUUGUUUCAGACACAAUGUUUUUGUGCCUGUGCUACAAAACAAUUGAGAAAGAAGCCCCGUACACCUUUAAUCAUAUACAUUUGGCUUUCCCUAAUCACAAAUAUGGCAAAUUAAAUUAGAGACAACAGCUGGACAUGCAUCAAGACUCCAUUUCACACUGAAUACACAACUUGGGGGGGGAGGGAAGGGUAAAUAUGGCUAGCUUACUUGCAGGAGUUAACAACUGGUGCGGCCCUUCCUUCUCACACUCAGAAAACACAACUAGGUUCAUCAAACAACUUUACAGAUCAAUUCAUCCUUAGAUUUUUCAGUCACAAAGUGACAUUUCUGUUCGAAUGAUGGAAAGAGAUGUCCUUUUCCAUCGUCUCUUCCUUAGGUGUUUUAUGAACUCGUUAGAUUGAGGCCAAAAGUGGUAUCAAGUUAGCCUGAAAAAAUAGGCCAGGGCAAUUGGGCUCUUCUUGCAGCUGAAUUUUACAUCAGGUAGCCCUUUGAUUUGAUCCAUACAAGGUCAUUUGGUAAGAUAACAGUAGUGAGAAAGCUGAAAUGUGGGUAUAAAUCUCAAGCAAAAUUAAAACCAGAAUCCAGCAUCAGCAUCAAAUCCUUGUAAAUAUAUAUCAAGUCCUGCAGAAUUUAUCUCCUAUCGCUGUUUGGCUGAUUUCAGUGCUGAUAAAUCAGCAUUUUUAUAUUUCACGUCCAGCCAGUAGAAGCCACAAUUAUUUAAAAGUUUAUUGCGGUUACUGACUCUCUUAUGUGAGGGUCAAGCCACCUUGGGAAUGGGUAAUAAAACCUAUCUUGCUGAAACUGGUAGCCCCUGGAUGGCGCCCAGUAUUCCCAGUUUGCCUCUGUAAAACGGAGCUGUAAUUCAAGUGUGGACACAACAUGCUCCAAAUUUAUGAGGUCAAAUACUGGUGCUUGGGAUAGCCCUGCUAAGAAAAAUAUGUGCCUCAUAGUUCGGAAAAAUAUUGUCAAGAGAAACCAAUACUGGACUUGAUUUCCCAACUGUAAAAAAUAAUAUACAAAAAAAAAAAAAAUAGGUCUCCCAAGUUACAGACAAAUCAACUCUCUUCUACUGAAAGCAUAGGAAAUGAAAAUAACACUUCAUAGAAACAAUCUCCUUCACUGAAAGCCAAACUCCUGGCAGAUAGUAUACGUUCUUUUACAGCAGAUUAAAAUGAUUCCGUCCUUUUGUUAGCGCACUGGAAUCUAGGUUGCAAAAUCCAGGGUCUCCGUUCAGACUCCUUAUGGCUGUAUUCAUUCCCUUGCCAGCAUAAAGCCUCUGUAGAAACGCUGCCCUUAUGCAGCAAGCAUGAUGUUAAAAGACCCGCCUUGACCUCUCCCAGCUCAGUUUGUCAUUCUUCCUGUGGAAGGCAAGUUUUCAAUCCCUUAGAUAAAGCCAUACUUCCCACCAUUUUGGAUCUGUGCGUUCCCUAUUCUUGUUUUAACAUCUACCCUUGUAAGAUAGAUCAUAACUGUAUGGAACUAACAUUGCUUAGAUGAAUAAUGGCACUGCGGAUUUCAAUUAAAGACCAUUUUGUAUUCA
Molecule: messenger RNA, 10100 nt
Organism: Pantherophis guttatus
Lineage: Eukaryota; Metazoa; Chordata; Lepidosauria; Squamata; Colubridae
Gene: MAP3K12
Product: mitogen-activated protein kinase kinase kinase 12
Biological process (GO): JNK cascade; protein autophosphorylation
Cellular component (GO): cytoplasm
Molecular function (GO): MAP kinase kinase kinase activity; ATP binding
Source: RefSeq, a predicted model, not a curated record